Molecule: messenger RNA, 396 nt
Organism: Arabidopsis thaliana (thale cress)
Lineage: Eukaryota; Viridiplantae; Streptophyta; Magnoliopsida; Brassicales; Brassicaceae
Exons: 3
Coding region: 1-396 (131 amino acids)
Source: RefSeq, marked reviewed
AUGUGUCAGAGAAGUGUGGACAAAACGUAUCAUGCCUCUCUUGCUGAUGUUGCUAUUGAAGCCCAAACAUAUGCUUACUACGCGUGGGCAUUCGGGUAUCCGUUCGGAUUCGGUUCUUUUCCCGGGUAUCGGGUCUAUUCGGGUAGGAGGUUGAGAACCAUUCGGGUAUUCUUAAAAUUUGGUUCGGUAUCGGUUCGGGUUCGGGUCGAUUCGGUUCGGGUUCGGUUCGGGUUUUUUCGGGUAGUGAAGUGGAGAACCCAUUCGGAUAAUUCUAAAAGUCGGGUUCGGGUUCGGUUUGGUUAUUUUUCGGGUUUUUCAGUUCGGGUAUUCGGUUCCGGGUAUUAUGCCCAGGCCUAUCUUAAACAUAUUUGUACUUCUUUGUGGCGUACGUUCUAG